UCUCUCGGAUGCAGUGAGUGAUCAAAAUCGCUGCUGUGUGACUGGCAAAGAGAGGAAACAGAAUAGGAAAGUAUCCUAAGGUAGCGUUUAUUGUAGUCUUGUUGGGACAGUCAACAUUUCUUGCGAGCCAAGUACGUUUUUCUCCGUCGGUGAACAAAUGCAUAGUGUUACUUCCUUUUUGUUUAUUUUUCGGUAAGUGUACAACGUAACUAAAGAGGCGAUUGUUAGUCAGCUAGCUAGCUAGCUUGCAGCCAUAGUGGUCUGUGGGUGCUAGCUAGCUAGCUAGAUUUUCAAGACCGCUAGCUAGCAAGCUAACGUUAACCAGUUACGAGUUUGCUUUGUCGCGACCAUCCUCCUCAGUACGGUUUGCGGUUAGUAAUAACGCGAGCUGAUUUACCUCUGUUCUUUAAAGGCCGGAGUGGGUUUUGGGAAACGUUUCGAGCCGUCUAGCCAAGUUGAAUUUCCCAGUGGCUAAUAAUAUCGAGUUGUAUGCUUACUUUAGCGAGCUAACUUAGCUGUCGCUAGCUACCUAGCUAGUGACGCUGUCGGCGUUUGCUUUGUAGAAAGUUGUUUGGUUCAUUUGUGAGGUAAAGGAGAUAUCGUUCCGAACAGUUGUAUAGGUCACCGCAUAUUUGAAGCGCAGUUACAGAGUUUUUGCUAUUAAACAGCAGUUUGAACAAACGCAGGGAGAAGGCGCAUAACAAAACUUCAGCUGUUGAGAUAAUCUGAGUCAGAGCCCAACCUUGACCUCCAACAGCAGUCAUGGAAAAGGAUGUCUGCAUGGAGGAAAAGGAGAAUGUUGAUGGUCCACCGGAUUUGGUCAAGGAGUCCGAUACUGGGCCAUCCCCUUACAGAUACACCAAGGAAGAGCUGCUGGAAAUAAAGGAAUUCCCAGUUUCCAAUGAAAGACCAGAGUGUCUGUCAGAUAAGUAUGACAGUGAUGGAGUGUGGGACCCUGAGAAAUGGCACGCCUCACUCUAUCCCUCUUCAGAGCGUGACUCCCCCACGGACGGCCACAGGAAGGAUUUCACAGAUGAAAGGGUGCUCCUUAAGCGCAGAAUUGCUGACCCUCGGGAGCGUUUGAAGGAGGAUGAACUAGAGGUGGUGCUGAGUCCACAGCGACGCAGCUUUGGAGGCGGUUGCCAGGGCAAUGCAGCACUUGCCGUCAAUGUACGGCGACCUGUCAGCCCACUGGAGAACAAGGAGAAUGAGAGCCUAAGGCUGGUGGGCUCCCGCCGCAUCGGCAGCGGCCGCAUCAUGGCUGCUCGCACCUUUGAGCGAGACCUGCGCACAGAGCGAGAUCUACGCCCUGACAAGGAGCGGGAGAGAGACUACAAAGACAAGAGGUUCAGGAGAGACUUUGGGGACAAACGUGUGUUCAGUGAGAGGAGAAGGAACGACUCGUAUGCUGAGGAAGAGCCAGAGUGGUUCUCUGGUGGCCCCACCAGUCAGUCGGAAACCAUUGAGCUUAUCGGCUUUGAUGACAAAAUCCUAGAGGAAGACAAACGCAGACCAAAGCGCUCUAGAAAGAAGAGUGACACCAUAAAGGAAGGUGAGUCUGAAGCAAUGGGGGGACUGUCUGAGGAACCGGAGGUGGCACGGGAAUCAGGAGCUGAUCAGGAGGUUCCACGUUCUGCGGUCCUUCCAGAUCAGACUGCGGGAGAGUUUGACUUCAACGAGUUCUUCAACCUGGAGAAGACCAUGCCUGGCCUUGCCUCGAUGAUCGAGGAUGUCCUGGGUGAGGGUCCGGUGUCAGCCAGCCGCUUCAGUCGCUGGUUCAACACUAAUAUGAGCCCGUCAGGCUCCCGCUCCAGCAGUCUGCGCUCUACCCCACAUGAGGAACUGGAGAGACUCGCAGGGCUGGACCCACGCUGCAGCUCUCCAACUCAAGGAGCGGCGCCAUACUUCACCCCCAUCGCCUCAGGGGACAGCCGUGAAAAAGUCGACAUCUUGGAGCUGCUGCACAAGGCCAAGAUUGACCUGAAGCCCCUCCUCUCCACCCUGUCUGUCAACAAGGCGCGUCUCCGGGAGAGCACAGGCUCCGGUGUGGUGCUCUCCCUGGAGGAGGUGGAAGGGGGUCUGAAGGGCCUCAAGGUGGAGUCGGAGCAGGCGCAGGCUCAGGCCCAGGCCCAGGCCCAGGCUCCCAGGGGUGGCUGUGGUACCCCCUUCAUGGCUGAACAGCUGGAGCACUCGUUCACUGGUGGUCCGCCCCGAGUCACCCGCUCCCGGGACUCCGACAUGUCCGCAUUCAACAAGCUGGUCAGCAGCAUGAAGGCAAGUGGCACCCUGCCCACCCAACCCAACCUCCAGCAGCAGGCAGAGCCCACCGUGAUGCAGCUGCCUGAAGCCCAGGUCCCGACAGCACAGCAGAACAACAUCUUCCAGGAAUUGAUGGGUGUCCAUGGAGCCACACACCCUCGAAGCAGCUCCCCCAACUUGCUCCACAGCCUGCUGGGGAACCAUGAGGGACACAAUGCCCCAACUGGGGCCCCUGCAAUGGUCCACCGGAGGGGCCCCUCUCCGCCACUCUUUCCCCAGAGAUCCCAGAUGCCGGACUACUACAUACAUCCAACAACUGGUUACCCCAUUGGCCCUCAGCCCAUAAUGGCAGAACGCCUGGCAGAGAUGCAUCGUUCCCUGAGCCCUCUGCACUCUCAACAGAUGCGAGGACUACCAAUGGGAAUGGACUUGCCUGACUUGGUGUUUCAGCAGGAUCUGGCCAUUUCUGGACGUUACCCUUACCAGCAUGGUUACAUCAAGCAGAGCCAUGAUAACAAGCUGGCCUACCGUAACAGACAACCCAGACUGAACCGAUCACCAGGUCCCCACCCCACAGACAGGAGCUCCCCUGCCAACACGGUCACAAGCAUGCUGUCUCCCUCCUUCACACCUACAUCAGUGAUCCGUAAAAUGUAUGAGACCAAGGAGAAGACCCGAGAUGAAUCUACGAGCCGACCUGGCAGCAAAGAAGAUGCAGUCAAUUUGCUAGAUGGCAGCGCCUCCCCCAGCCCUGGCCUGGAUGGUGGAGAGAGUGGCUGUCCUCAGGGAGGGCCAGUGAAGUCGUGCUCCACUCCCGUCUCCUCUUCCUCCCAGCAUCCCCGCUCUUCUUCCCAGCGGCCUGUUGGCGGCACUUCCUCCGGGCACCACACACCGACGCUGGUGUCCCCGGGAGGAUCCUCUUCCAACUUCCCCCGCCCCAUUUAUCCUGUGCCACUGCUCUCCCACGUGCCUCUGGUGCGGCCUCCCCCUCCUCAGCUCCAUCCCAGCGUGGUCCAGAGGAUGCUGGCCCAGGGCAUCCAGCCUCAGCAGCUGGGCCCCACACUACUACAAGCAGGCAUCUAUCCCCAGGCAGUGGAUCUGUCUCAACUUCAGGGUUUACCCCCGGCCCUGCUAGGUCAACCCCUGUACCCACUGGGUCCCACAGGGCACCCUUUACUUGCACCCCGCGCUGGCGCUCAUAUCCAGCUUGCAGUCUUACAGCAGCAGCAGCAUCUCCAGCAGCAGCAGCAGCAGCAGCAGCAGCAGCAACAGCAGCAGAGAGCAUCUCUGUACCCAGGGUCCCAGGGAGUCCCUCAGUCCCACAGCCACAGCUCCAGUCGGAUGAACCAAACCCAGAGGCGGGGGGAAAGCCCUCCCCCGUGCCUGGCGAAAUGGUUCGGGUCUGAUGUGCUGCAGCAGCCCCUGCCCUCCAUGCCGUCAAAAGUGAUCAGUGUAGAUGAGUUGGAGUUCCGGCCGUGAGAUGGGAGGGGUGAUGACACGUUGGCACCCCAUCCCCUCGUUCCUGCCGGUGUGAGGAGUGUGGAAGUGGAUGUGCGGACUGCAGAGUGCCGUCCGAGAGCCGCGCUCGUUCUUAAACCCCUGGAAGUCUGUGAGCGUUGACAAAAAAAAAAGGCCUAAAAUGAGUGAGCAGAAAAGGGAAAGACGGGUCAUGGACACAUGUUUUUCUCCACAUCUUGUCCUUGUUUUGAGUAACGUAGUUAAAGAAUUUUCUUUUGUAUGUUUUGGCUUUCAGUUCUCUGCAGUAUAUGAAGUAAAUAAUGUAUAGGCCAGAAUUGUACAUACCAGUGGGAAUGGUGGUUCUUUUUUGUUUUCUUUUUCCUUUCGUGGGGGUGGGAGGGGGGGGGGGGGCUCUCCCUGUACAUACUUGACCCCUGAGCCAUGGGGAAGGUGAAUGUGCUGGAUCCUAAAGGUGAAUUGGGACUCCUGGAGAAAGGUGUGCCCCUGUAGUCCUGUCCUAGUAGUGGUGCUGUCCCUAUUACCCUCAUCCCUCCCCUCAUUAUUUGCCCCUCCCCUGAACUAUGCUGAGAGGCAGCACUGCUGGGAGCCCACUGGAGGGGUGAGACUUGGCCUGUGUGAUGCCAGUGGAUGUUGGAGGCAGUGCGAAUUUUCAGAUAGGCACAGUCUCUCCCUCAGGACGGGGACUCGGGGGUCAAGAAGCCGCUUCUCCCUGUUCUGACUGUUGGUUGUGCCUUUCAAUCUGUUUUGGGGUGUGGGCCCUUUUCCCCUCCUGUUUGUUCUUUUUCUUCUUUUUUUUUUCCCCCCCCACUUCCCUGUUUCUUCCCUCCCCUCAACUACCCUUGGUCCCUGGAGGUGAAGGCACUGCUCGGAAUCAUGGCAUCAUUUGUUUUAGGGUGGUAGGGGUUGGUUCAACUUAAAGGCAAUGUGCGGUUAAUUUAAAAGGAAGCACAAGUAGAGUUAAUUAAUUGGGGGGGGGAAAUGAAAUGAAUAAAUAAAUGACUUCACAACAA
Clupea harengus (Atlantic herring) is the source of this 4748-nucleotide messenger RNA. It is a transcript of the gene eif4enif1, whose product is annotated as eukaryotic translation initiation factor 4E nuclear import factor 1. NCBI's taxonomy places the organism in Eukaryota, Metazoa, Chordata, Actinopteri, Clupeiformes, Clupeidae. Gene Ontology annotation, cellular component: nucleus; cytoplasm. The record is from RefSeq and is a predicted model, not a curated record. Gene Ontology annotation, molecular function: mRNA binding. Gene Ontology annotation, biological process: negative regulation of translation.